GGUAGCUGCCUCUGGUCAGUAGAGCCAGUAGUCGCUGACUGUCAGAGUAGUUGAGGUUCAGGUUCACCAUGUCCUCAGCAACUUCCAGCACCUCUUUGCCCAGUGGCCUGGCUGUCCUGACGACUUUCCCAGAUGUACUCUUCAUUCCUGAAAUUAUCUUUGGGGGUCUUGUCUGGAUCCUGGUGGCAUCCUCGAGGGUCCCAACACCUAUUCUGCAAGGCUGGGUGAUGUUUGUCUCUGUGUUCUGCUUCGUUAUGUCCAUCACCCUCCUGUUCCUCUACAUCUGCGGGGUGCACGGGGGCAGCAGCUCCUGGAUCAUUUUGGAUGUCAUCUGCCAGGAGAUAGCAGCUCUGUUCUACCUCAGUGCUGCUGUGUUGGAGGCCUACUUCACCUAUGCCAUUGGUACAGUUUCUGACACUCCUUCGCUACUGCCCAUCUACCAGGAGAACAUUGCUGCUGUGGUAUUUGCCUUCUUAGCUACCCUGAUGUAUGUGAUCCAUAAGAUAUUCUCCCUCCUGCGAAUGAAAUCAUCCUAA
This is a messenger RNA of Colius striatus (speckled mousebird), 536 nucleotides long. RefSeq names its product mal, T cell differentiation protein (gene MAL). NCBI's taxonomy places the organism in Eukaryota, Metazoa, Chordata, Aves, Coliiformes, Coliidae. Bases 69 to 536 code for a protein of 155 amino acids. Gene Ontology annotation, biological process: myelination. Gene Ontology annotation, molecular function: structural constituent of myelin sheath. The record is from RefSeq and is a predicted model, not a curated record. The transcript is spliced from 4 exons. Gene Ontology annotation, cellular component: membrane.